Molecule: messenger RNA, 2222 nt
Organism: Morus notabilis
Lineage: Eukaryota; Viridiplantae; Streptophyta; Magnoliopsida; Rosales; Moraceae
Product: probable inositol transporter 2
Exons: 7
Coding region: 161-1915 (584 amino acids)
Biological process (GO): transmembrane transport
Cellular component (GO): membrane
Molecular function (GO): myo-inositol:proton symporter activity
Source: RefSeq, a predicted model, not a curated record
ACCCCCAUAUAUCUUUUUCUCUAAACCAUCACACACAUAAAUUCACACACGCAAACACUGCUUCCUCUGCCUCUCACAUUUUUUGCUUCCAUUUUCUAGGAAAACACAAAACUUGGGAGUUUCUCUGCCUCUCCUUGUCUUCUCACCCCUUUGUAAGAAAAUGGAGGGGGGAGUUCAUCCGGGCACAGAUGUUUCAGCUUUCAGAGACUGCUUCUCCUUGGCAUGGAAAAAUCCUUAUGUUCUUCGUCUUGCUUUCUCUGCUGGCAUUGGUGGCCUUCUUUUUGGCUAUGACACAGGAGUGAUAUCUGGAGCUCUUCUUUACAUUAGAGAUGACUUCAAGUCUGUGGAUAGAAAAACCGUCUUGCAGGAGAGCAUAGUGAGCAUGGCUGUGGCAGGUGCCAUAAUAGGAGCAGCCAUUGGGGGAUGGUUGAACGAUCGGUACGGUAGGAGAAGCUCAAUCCUCAUAGCCGAUUUCCUCUUCUUCAUUGGAGCAGUGGUCAUGGCAUCAGCCCCGGGACCUACCCUUCUAAUCAUCGGUCGGGUUUUUGUUGGGCUUGGGGUCGGAAUGGCGUCCAUGACAUCUCCUCUCUACAUCUCUGAGGCCUCUCCUGCAAAGAUUAGAGGUGCCCUUGUUAGCACCAAUGGCUUCCUCAUAACUGGAGGACAGUUUCUGUCUUACCUUAUUAAUUUGGCAUUCACUAAGGCCCCUGGGACUUGGAGAUGGAUGCUUGGAGUUGCAGGGCUUCCUGCUCUGGUGCAAUUUAUCUUGAUGAUGCUUCUUCCUGAAUCACCUCGAUGGCUUUUCCGCAAGGGAAGAGAAGAAGAAGCAAAAGCCAUUCUCCGCAAGAUCUACCCAGCGGACGAGGUGGAAUCGGAGAUCGUAGCCCUAAAGGAAUCCGUCGAAACGGAGCUCGAACAGAAAGGCUCGAGCACAGACAAGAUCAGCAUCACCAAACUCCUCAAAACCAAAACAGUCAGAAGAGGACUAAUAGCCGGGGUUGGCCUCCAGGUGUUCCAGCAGUUCGUCGGUAUAAACACCGUCAUGUACUACAGCCCCACCAUCGUCCAGCUCGCGGGCUUCGCCUCGAACCAGACGGCGCUCCUCCUCUCCCUCGUCACCUCGGGGCUCAACGCCUUGGGCUCCAUUGUCAGCAUUUACUUUAUUGACAGGAGUGGAAGGAAGAAGCUGUUGCUGAUCAGCUUGUUCGGAGUUGUGAUCUCUCUCGGACUUUUGUCGGCGGUUUUCCACGAAACGACGUCGCAUUCGCCGAUGGUCAGUCUGCAAGAGACGUCUCGAUUCUCCAAUGGUACUUAUAUUUGCCCGGACUACGGCGGCGCUGGAAAUGGUGGGGGUUGGGAUUGCAUGAAGUGUUUGAAGGCCUCUUCUCCUGAUUGUGGAUUUUGUGCUUCUGCUACUGAUAAGCUACUCCCCGGGGCAUGCUUGAUCUCAAACGACACCGUUAAGGACAAGUGCCAAGAUCAAAGCAGAUUAUGGUACACAAGGGGAUGUCCAAGCAAAUAUGGAUGGCUUGCCCUAAUAGGUCUUGCUUUGUACAUCAUAUUCUUCUCUCCCGGAAUGGGGACAGUUCCUUGGAUUGUCAAUUCCGAAAUCUACCCUCUAAGAUUCCGUGGGCUUUGUGGGGGAAUAGCAGCCACAGCGAAUUGGAUCUCAAAUCUCAUUGUGGCCCAAUCUUUUCUGUCCCUAACCGAGGCCAUUGGGACUUCUUGGACCUUCCUCAUAUUUGGGCUUUUCUCUGUUGUGGCCCUAAUCUUUGUUGUCGUUUGUGUUCCCGAGACAAAGGGACUUCCCAUUGAGGAAGUUGAGAAGAUGUUGGAGACUAGGGGUUUGCACUUCAGGUUUUGGGAGAAGAAUAGGAGCUCCUCUACCUCACAAGGGAAGGAACAAUCUGCCUAAAAAAUAGUACUACUAACGGAGUGUUUCAUAGGGGCAAUUUGGGAAUUUGGUCAACUUGGAUUUGGAGUUCUUGAGUAAGAUAUAUAGUGAGAAAUUGUACUAGUCCUUUUUUUUUUCUUUCUUUUUUUAAAUCUUUUCUGGAAGGAAAGUAGUGAAUUCUCUAGAUGGAGACUAGAGGUUAAGAAAUUGGGAUUGGAGGGAAAAUAGUCUAUUCAAUUUUCCCUAUGUUUAUAGGAUAUAAAAUUGGACUGAUGAGUAAUGUCAUUUGCAAUAAUUAGUCUUUUAAUCGUCCUUUUUAACACUUUUG